AUGUCUGGAUUUAUAGCGGGAUCCAAUGACACCACUACCGCCUCUACAGCUACCCCAUUAUCACCCGCCUCGACAUUGGAAACACAAUCAUACACAAUAGUAAUCAAAAUUGGUAGCUCAUCAUUAGUCGAUAAUGUAACUAGAGAACCAAAAUUGUCAAUAAUGACUAAAGUGGUCGAAACUGUUAGUUGUUUGAAAAAAUUGGGUCAUAAAGUAAUAAUCGUCUCAAGUGGUGGAAUUGCCAUUGGAUUAAAUUCAAUGAAUAUUAUAAAUAAACCACAAGUUUUAUCAGAAAUUCAAGCAUUAGCAGCAAUAGGUCAAGGAAAAUUGAUUUCAAUGUGGGAAAUGUUAUUCAGACAAUAUGAUCAAAAAGUGGCUCAAAUUUUAUUAACAAGAAAUGAUAUAUUAAAUUGGAAUCAAUUUAAAAAUGCUCAAAAUACAAUUAAUGCUUUAUUAAAUCUAAAUGUUGUACCCAUUGUAAAUGAAAAUGAUACUUUAUCAAUUAGUGAAAUUAAAUUCGGUGAUAAUGAUAAUUUAUCUGCCAUUACAUCUGUCUUAAUUAAUGCAGAUUAUUUGUUCUUAUUUACUGACGUGGAUUGUCUCUAUACAGAAAACCCAAACCAAUUACAAUCACAUUUACACUCACAACAUUCUUCAACUUCUCUUGCCUCUUUAUCCUCUUGGGCAUCAAGAAUUUCUUUGAAUGAUCAAUCUCCAGCUUCAACUUCAAUGUUUAAUUCUCAAAUGAAUUUACAAAAAUUGACUUCCCCUGAUCUUCAAAAUUACAACCCUAAUAUUGAAAAUGAUACUAUUAAUGGUCCAACUCCAAUAUUAACCGUAUUUAAUACAAAACAGAAAAAUAUUUCCAAAUUAUUGAAAAAUUGUUCCACUUUAAAUAAAUCCGGUUCUAACAUUGGUUCAGGUGGUAUGACAACUAAAAUUAUGGCCGCUGAAUUAGCAACUAAUGUCGGAAUCCAUACAAUAAUAAUGAAUAGUAUUCAACCAUUAAACGUUUUAAAAAUAAUUAAUUAUAUUGAAUUGGAAUUUGAUACCAAAAAAAAUUUUAAAGAUUUUAAUUAUAAAGAAGAAUUGAAUAAUAUUAUUAAAUUAAAUAUACCAUUACAUACAAAAUUCAUCGCUAAUAAAAAGGCAAGAAAUAAUAAAAAUUUAAAACGAAAAAAAAAUAAAUCUACACAAAAUUCUUAUUCUUAUUCUUAUUCUUAUCAUGAUGAUAUUAAAGAUGGUAAUGAUGAAUUGAUGGAAAGUAUAGAUAAAAAUGAUUAUAUUAAUAAGAGAGAAUUUUGGAUCCUUCAUGGUUUAAUAUCAAAAGGUUCCAUCAUUAUAGAUAACGAAUCAUAUAAUGAUUUAAUUUCAUCCACUACAAAGGAAUAUGAAGGUUUAUUACCCAAAGAUAUUAUAGAUAUCGAAGAUAAUUUCCAUGAAUUAGAAUGUGUAGAAGUGAAAGUGGGACAAAAAUUACCAAACGGUCAAUUAAAUUAUGAAAUACCAUUAAAAUUGAUAGGAAGAGCAAGAUGUAACUAUACAAGUUUGGAAAUUAAUAAAAUUAAAGGUUUGAAAAAUAGUAAUCAAAUUGAAGAUAUAUUAGGUUACGCAGAUUCGAAAUUUAUUGCUAAUAAGGAAAAUUUGGCUCUUUUACCACGUUAA
Molecule: messenger RNA, 1665 nt
Organism: Naumovozyma dairenensis CBS 421
Lineage: Eukaryota; Fungi; Ascomycota; Saccharomycetes; Saccharomycetales; Saccharomycetaceae
Exons: 1
Coding region: 1-1665 (554 amino acids)
Cellular component (GO): cytosol; cytoplasm
Molecular function (GO): ATP binding; RNA binding; glutamate 5-kinase activity
Source: RefSeq, a predicted model, not a curated record